Magallana angulata is the source of this 2215-nucleotide messenger RNA. RefSeq lists its product as uncharacterized. The coding region runs from base 519 to 2048 and encodes 509 amino acids. The transcript has 9 exons. The record is from RefSeq and is a predicted model, not a curated record. NCBI's taxonomy places the organism in Eukaryota, Metazoa, Mollusca, Bivalvia, Ostreida, Ostreidae.
AGGCAGCCGUGCAUGGUUUAAUCCGACCAUAAAGCUCCAUGGGCCACACUAAGAUUUAAAUACUGUUUACGACAUUGGUUUGCCUUUUUACCGAAUCUUCAUUGAAAUAUUGAACCUUUAAUUCCCUCUAAGCGUCAGAGGGGAGAGUCACGUUUUCUUGUGGAGAACUGGUUCUUUUGGUUUAGUUCAUCGCCGUCUCUGGGCAAGUGAGGAUUGCUUAACCAAACGGAGUCUGGUUUUAUUACAAAACAUAUUUUUAUGACCCUUGAAGUCAAAAGAUUUUUACAUUCUCCGCAAGUGUCAUUAUUGAAUUGAAUACAUUAAAGUGCUUUAAAAGGAUGUUAAGAUGACUUGAUUUGUGACAGUUACAAAAUAGAAAAAAAAAGUUUACAAAAAACCUGAAACUCUGGUUACAGAGCAUCAAUGAGAGCGUGAAAGAAUACAGACAAACUUAAGAGGAAAAACUGUCUUAUAAGCCGUUAUAUUAAAAGAAUUGUGACAUAUCCCACAUUGUCAUCAUGCAUACCAUGUACGAGAAAGUGGUAUCGGUGGUAGCCAAGCCGGUGGAGGAACGGACAGACAUUGAGUGUAUGGACUUGGUGGCCUGGUUCAGGAACAAAUCCUCACUCUUCCAGUCCCUCAAAGCAGAAAUAAUCAAAGAUGUGAUACGACAUUGUAUAUUUGAGAGACCUAAAAAGGACGAAGUUAUCAUAAAACAGGGGGAUAAUGGAGACAGAUUAUACAUCAUUUUACGCGGGAAAAUGUCCAUCUACGUCCUCCAAGACAAAGAAAAUGAGCAGGAAGUCAAACAGCUGAUAGAGAAAGCAGUGGCAAAGGGCAAGCUAGACAGAGCAGCAUUGGGCCAGCAUGUAUGGACGUCGGUCGAGGGUAACACGGUUGGGGAGAUUGCCCUUAUCAAAGAGGACUGUGUAAGGACCGCCAGUGUUGUGGUGGAUGAGGACACGGAUCUCAUGGUGGUUGACAGGACGCUUUACAACCGAUCCGUCCGCGAUGUCCUCGAAAAAGAGUUCCACGACAAAACUCAGUUUGUGGAAACCAAUCCAUUAUUUUCUUUCUGGUCUCCAAAAAUGAAAAAGUCUCUGGCAAUAUCUCUAAAAAGAGAAAUUCACUAUUAUGGAAGCCCCAUUGUGCGACAAGGCCAAGCAGUUGAGAACCUUUACAUUAUCACAGAAGGAGAAGUAGAGAUUUUGAUCGACCAAGGAGGAUACAAAGAACAGUUUCCGGAGAUGUGGACGGAAAUGAAGCGAUUACUUCCGGAACUUCUCCCACCGAAGCGAAGGGUGUCAAUAGGAAGACAGAGAGAGGUCCCCGUGAAUAUCACUCCAUCAGAAUCAUUACGUCAGAAGAAAAUGUCUCACAAAAACUUCCAAAUGUGUCUUCUUGGAGGAAACGAAAUCAUUGGUGCAACUGAAACAUUAUUGGGAUUGAAGACAUAUAUGGAGAAUGCAAAUGUUACUCGAAAAACAGAACUCUUAUCGUUAAGUAAAGGAAACUACCAGCGAUUAUUCAUGAAAAAAUCUGCAAGUCGUAGUAUAGAACGACUGAAAAAAGUCAUGGUGUCGCGGUUAUAUCUGUAUAUACACAGGACACAGAUGUCCCUUCACAACGCGUCCUUACUCAAGUACCUCACACUGAAACUUAGAGACCCCGAGUCACUGAAGCAGCUGAAAUCAAAACAUACGAGGAAACCGAAAGGGAAACAAGAAAAGUACAAAGAGUAUUUCUACGGAGCGUUCAACUCCAGGAGUUAUGACAAGGACGAGGAAAACAUCAGGAGUUUCCUUAAAACGAUGGGAGUGUACUAUAUUACCGAUAAUUCUCUGCCGGAACUUGAAACGAGUUCCCGCGUUUUGGCGGACUUGAAUGACCAUUUGUCAGAUUGGCUGAAACGUACCCAAAAAAGCGAAAAGCCAGAAUUCAGGGAAGUUUUAUCACCCGACGGACAAAAGUUUAAAAGAUACCGACUUGAGGCAAUGACUCAACCCCCUAGACUGGAUACGUUUGUGAGAACGAAAACCAUUGCUUAAGACUCUGACUGUCAUCUACAUCUAGGAUUCCAAAGAAAGUACUACGUCAUAGCCAAAUGUACAUAAACACUGAAUAAACGUUUAAAUGUCAUUUACUUGUAUUACCUGCUGAAAUAUAGUAACAAAGUCUGUUUAAGUAAUCAAAAGAUAUUAAACAGUAAAAAACA